Merops nubicus (carmine bee-eater) is the source of this 1867-nucleotide messenger RNA. It is a transcript of the gene PICALM, whose product is annotated as phosphatidylinositol binding clathrin assembly protein. Gene Ontology annotation, biological process: clathrin-dependent endocytosis; synaptic vesicle budding from presynaptic endocytic zone membrane; clathrin coat assembly. The transcript is spliced from 20 exons. Bases 18 to 1802 code for a protein of 594 amino acids. Gene Ontology annotation, molecular function: phosphatidylinositol-4,5-bisphosphate binding; 1-phosphatidylinositol binding; clathrin heavy chain binding. Gene Ontology annotation, cellular component: synaptic vesicle; clathrin-coated pit; extrinsic component of presynaptic endocytic zone membrane. The record is from RefSeq and is a predicted model, not a curated record. Lineage: Eukaryota; Metazoa; Chordata; Aves; Coraciiformes; Meropidae.
UCCAGUGCACAAAUGAGAUGAAUGUGAACAUCCCACAACUGGCAGACAGUUUGUUUGAAAGAACGACCAACAGUAGCUGGGUAGUGGUCUUCAAAUCUCUCAUCACAACCCAUCAUCUAAUGGUGUAUGGAAAUGAGCGUUUUAUCCAGUAUCUGGCGUCCAGAAACACAUUGUUUAAUUUGAGCAAUUUCCUAGACAAAAGUGGAUUGCAAGGUUAUGACAUGUCAACGUUUAUCAGACGGUAUAGUAGGUAUCUGAAUGAAAAGGCAGUUUCCUAUAGACAAGUGGCUUUUGACUUCACAAAAGUAAAAAGAGGGGCUGAUGGAGUGAUGAGAACAAUGAGCACAGAAAAACUUCUAAAAACUGUACCAAUUAUACAAAAUCAAAUGGAUGCACUUCUUGACUUCAAUGUCAAUAGCAAUGAACUUACAAAUGGUGUAAUUAAUGCUGCCUUCAUGCUUCUCUUCAAAGAUGCCAUUAGACUGUUUGCGGCAUAUAACGAAGGGAUUAUUAACCUCUUGGAAAAAUACUUUGAUAUGAAAAAGAACCAGUGCAAAGAAGGCCUUGAUAUAUAUAAGAAGUUCCUCACUAGAAUGACACGGAUCUCGGAGUUCCUUAAAGUUGCAGAGCAAGUUGGAAUUGACAGAGGAGACAUACCAGACCUCUCGCAGGCACCGAGUAGCCUCCUUGAUGCUUUGGAACAACAUUUAGCUUCUCUAGAAGGGAAGAAAAUCAAAGAUUCCACAGCUGCAAGCAGGGCUACCACCCUUUCCAAUGCAGUCUCUUCCCUUGCAAGCACUGGCCUGUCCCUCACAAAAGUUGAUGAAAGGGAAAAACAGGCUGCGUUAGAGGAAGAACAGGCUCUCUUAAAAGCUUUAAAGGAGCAACGUCUAAAAGAACUUGCAAAGAAACCUCAUACCUCUUUAACAACUGCAGCUUCUCCUGUGUCAACUGCAGCAGGAAGCAUAAUGACUACCCCAGCCAUUGAUAUCUUUUCUACCCCUAGCUCUUCAAACAGCACUUCAAAGCUGCCAAAUGAUCUGCUUGAUUUGCAGCCAACUUUUCAUCCUGCUGCUCCACAAGUAGCAAGUACCUGGGGAGAUCCUUUUUCUGCUACUGUUGAUAGUGUUGAUGAUGCCAUUCCAAAUCUAAAUCCUUUCCUUACAAAAACUAACGAUGCUGCUCAUCUGUCUGUGUCUUCUGAUGUAUCUGCUUUCACCAGUAGGACACCCACACAUGAAAUGUUUGUUGGGUUCACUCCAUCUCCUGUUGCUCAACCACAGCCAUCAGCUAGCCUUAAUGUUGACUUUGAGUCUGUGUUUGGAAACAAAUCUUCUAAUGUUGUCCUAGAUUCUGGUGGUUUUGAUGAACUAGGUGGUCUCCUAAAACCAACAGUGGCCUCUCAAAACCAGAGUCUUCCAGUUGCCAAAGUACCACCUAACAAAUUAGUGUCAGAUGAUCUGGAUUCAUCUUUAGCCAAUCUUGUAGGCAAUUUGGGAAUUGGAAACGGAACUACUAAAAAUGAUGUAAACUGGACUCAACCAGGUGAGAAGAAACUAACUGGUGGUUCCAACUGGCAACCCAAGAUUGCACCUACAACCGCGUGGAAUGCUCCAACGUUGGCACCACCGGUCAUGGCUUACCCUGCCACAACGCCAACAGGGAUGAUGGGCUAUGGGAUGCCAUCGCAGAUGGGAGGAAUACCAGUAAUGACACAGCCAACUUUGAUAUACAGUCAGCCAGUCAUGAGACCACCAAACCCUUUUGGCCCUGUACCAGGAGCACAGAUUCAGUUUAUGUAACUGCGUGAGAUGGAAGAGAAAGGAACGUUUCCAAAAUGUGCUCACCAGAAACCCCCACUUCCAGG